Messenger RNA from Cuculus canorus (common cuckoo), 5953 nucleotides. It is a transcript of the gene COL5A3, whose product is annotated as collagen type V alpha 3 chain. The transcript is spliced from 67 exons. The record is from RefSeq and is a predicted model, not a curated record. The coding region runs from base 43 to 5343 and encodes 1766 amino acids. Gene Ontology annotation, molecular function: extracellular matrix structural constituent. NCBI's taxonomy places the organism in Eukaryota, Metazoa, Chordata, Aves, Cuculiformes, Cuculidae.
UCCAUCCCCUCCCGGUGCGGGCGGAUCGCGGUCCCGGAGCCGAUGGAGCCCCGAGCGGUGCUCACCGCGAUCCUCGCGCUCCUCCAGGGGCUCCGUGUGACCCCCACGGCAGAUCUCCCCCUGGAUGUGCUGCAGGUUUUGGGGGUACAGGACGGCCGGGACGGCGUCUCCGUCACCUCCGGAAUGUGUCAGCAACGUUUGGGGUCCCAGCACCCCGACUUAGCUUUCCGCGUGGCCAACGGCACCCGGAUCAGCGCACCCACCCGGCACCUCUUCCCCGGCGGGUCCUUCCCGAGGGAUUUCUCCAUCCUGGCCACGGUGCGUGCCCGGCGCGGAACCCAAUCCUUCCUUCUCUCCAUCUACGACGAGCGCGGAGCGCAGCAGUUGGGCGUCGAGGUGGGGCUCUCUCCCGUUUUCCUCUACGAGGACCACGAAGGGCAUCCAUCACCGGAAUUGUAUCCCGUUUUCCAGAAGGUCAACCUGGCUGAUGGCAGGUGGCACCGCGUGGCGUUGGCCGUGGAGGGAACCAAGGUCUCCUUGCUGGUGGAUUGUCACCUCCUGGCCACGCUGCCGCUGGAGAGGGGACCUCAGCCGCUCGUUAGCACCCAAGGGGUGACGGUUUUUGGGGCUCGCCUGAUGGAUGAGGAGGUGUUUGAGGGGGACGUUCAACAACUGCUGAUCGCGGCCGGCACCGAAGCCGCGCGCUCCUACUGCCAACUCUACAUGCCCGACUGCCCCCAGCCCCCCCUGCACCCCCUCCCGGCGCCCUUCCCGCAGGAGGGCGCCUCGGAUGGCGUUGGCGCGCGGCGUGGGAAGGGCAGGAAGAAGGGCAAAGGCAACCGCAAGGCCAAGAAGAGGAGGAACAAAGACCUCCUGGAGCACCACGAAGCCUCCGAGGUGGUGGUGGACAACCAGGCCACCGCGCCCACCCCGCCGUCCACAGAGGAGAUCUUCCCAUCGUUGGUCCCCACCACCGUCAGCGUCUCCCUCAAUGGCACCGACCCCUUCGAGGACGCCGGGGAGGAGCUCAUCCUUGAUCCGGAGGAGGAUGGAGUCGCUGGGGUUGGAAGGAUGGAGCUGCCGGGCUACGAGGACUACGACGAUACGGAUCCCGCCAGCCACGAGCGCUUUGGCCCUGCUGAGCGGGAGGAGAUGGCGAUCCAGGCUCCCCAGGUAGCGCUGGAGGAGCUCGGAUUGAAGGGGGAGAAGGGCGAAGCGGCCGUGGUGGAGCCGGGUCGGCGAUUCCAGGGGCCACCGGGACCUCCAGGCCCUGCGGGGGAAAUGGGUCCUCUGGGACCACCAGGGCUUCCAGGGCUGCCUGGAGAUCCUGGAGAUGAGGGUCCUGCGGGACGGCCGGGACUGCCGGGAGCCGACGGGAUCCGGGGCCCGGCUGGGACGGUGAUCAUGUUGCCCUUCCAGUUCGGAGGAGACUCCCUCAAAGGUCCCACCGUCUCUUUCCAAGAAGCCCAAGCCCAAGCGAUCCUUCAACAGGCGAAGCUUGCUAUGAAGGGUCCCCCAGGUCCCAUGGGGUUGACCGGUCGCCCAGGUCCUCUGGGUCUACCUGGACAUCCAGGCUUGAAAGGAGACGCCGGGGACAUGGGGCCACGGGGUCCCCAGGGGAUACAGGGACCUCCAGGACCUCCAGGGAAGCUUGGCAGGCGGGGUCGCUCUGGAGCAGACGGUGCUCGAGGUCUUCCAGGAGACACCGGACCCAAGGGGGACAGAGGCUUCGAUGGACUGCCGGGGCUGCCGGGCGAGAAGGGCCACAGGGGUGACGUGGGGAAGCCAGGGCCACCGGGUCCUCCUGGGGAGAAAGGCACCAAGGGCUCCGAUGGCCUCCCAGGACCUCGGGGGCAACCUGGAGAACCCGGUACGCGAGGCCUCAUCGGCUCACGUGGCUCUCCUGGACCUCCUGGGCCACCGGGCGCCGGCGGCAUCGAUGGAGCACCGGGACCCAAAGGCAACGUGGGAAUCCAAGGGGAACCAGGACCUCCGGGACAACAAGGGAACCCUGGUCCACAGGGUCUGCCCGGCCCCCAGGGCCCCGUUGGGCUUCCAGGGGAGAAGGGCCCACCAGGAAAGCCGGGAAUCCAGGGAGUGGCUGGGGCUGAUGGUCCCCCGGGUCAUCCAGGUCGAGAAGGUCCAGCUGGAGAGAAGGGCCUCCAGGGCCCUGUGGGUGCUCCUGGUCCCGUUGGCUACCCAGGACCCCGCGGGGUGAAGGGAGCUUUUGGCGUGCGGGGCCUGAAGGGCAGCAAAGGGGAGAAGGGAGAAGACGGAUUUCCCGGCUUCAAGGGGGACAUGGGCCCCAAGGGCGAUAGGGGUGACCAAGGCCGGCUGGGUCCCCGCGGCGAGGACGGACCCGAAGGGCUGAAGGGACAGAUGGGUCUCCUGGGGGAACCGGGUGCUCCUGGUCCUGCAGGAGAGAAGGGCAAACUGGGUGUCCCAGGUCUUCCGGGCUAUCCCGGCCGCCAGGGACCCAAGGGUUCCACCGGCUUCCAAGGUCCCACGGGGCUGAUGGGGGAGAAAGGCAAGAGGGGCAAAGCCGGUCCCACCGGGCAGACGGGACAACGCGGACCCCCGGGUCUCCCAGGAGAGCGAGGUCUUCCUGGUCCCACCGGGCAGCCUGGUCCGAAGGGAGAUCCUGGCCACGAUGGAGCUCCUGGAGCGGUGGGAGAGAAGGGUCCCCGAGGUCCUCAGGGUCCCAACGGCCACCCAGGAGCGAAAGGACCCCCUGGUCCCGUCGGGAAGGACGGUUUGCCGGGACAUCCAGGACAGCGUGGUGAGCCGGGAUUUCAUGGCAAAACCGGACCUCCUGGUCCCACGGGAGUGGUGGGACCUCAAGGGAAAUCUGGUGAGACGGGACCCGUGGGAGAAAGGGGGCACCCAGGUCCCCCUGGUCCUCCUGGAGAACAGGGCUUGCCUGGAGCUGCUGGCCGAGAAGGAGCCAAGGGUGACCCUGGUCCUGCUGGAAUCCCUGGAAAGAACGGCCCACCAGGUGUCCAUGGCUUUCCCGGCACCCGAGGAGCACCUGGAGAGACGGGUCCACCUGGGCUGAAAGGUGGGGAAGGUCCUCCUGGUCCUCCUGGACCCACGGGUUCUCCUGGAGAGCGAGGCCCCACGGGAGCUGCUGGAAGCAUCGGAUUGCCAGGACGGGGGGGUGCACAGGGUCCCCCCGGUCCUGCUGGUGAGAAAGGCUCCCCGGGUGAACAAGGUCCUAUGGGUCCAGCUGGGCAGGAUGGGAUCCAAGGUCCUGGGGGGCUGCCGGGUCCCACCGGUCCUCCUGGUCCUGCUGGAGAAGAUGGGGACAAGGGUGAGAUGGGAAUUCCCGGCCAGAAAGGCAGCAAAGGCGACAAAGGCGAUGCGGGCCCCCCAGGACCAACAGGAAUCCAGGGACCCAUCGGGCACCCCGGCCCUGCGGGAGCCGACGGGGAGCCGGGACGCCGCGGGCAGCAGGGAAUGUUUGGGCAGAAAGGAGAUGAAGGAUCACGGGGUCACCUUGGCCUCAGUGGCCCCCCUGGGCUGCAGGGCAUGCCGGGCCCACCGGGCGAGAAGGGCGAGAACGGAGACGUUGGCCCCAUGGGUCCUCCCGGCGCUCCAGGACCUCGUGGACCGCAGGGACCCAGUGGUGCUGAGGGCCCCCCAGGAAUGCCGGGUGGUGUGGGACAACCAGGACCCGUGGGAGAAAAGGGUGAACCAGGAGAAGCAGGAGAUCCUGGAGACCCAGGGGAGCCUGGACCACCCGGUGUGAAGGGAGACAUGGGGGAGAAAGGAGACGCGGGUCAGCCGGGAACAGCUGGACCCCCUGGCAAGAAGGGUCCUCCAGGAGACGAUGGAGCCAAAGGCAACUUGGGUCCCAUUGGCUUCCCUGGUGACCCUGGUCCUCCUGGAGACCCCGGCAUGCCGGGUCUGGAUGGAGCUGCUGGAGAGAAAGGUGACAGUGGGGAUCCCGGAUUGCCGGGUCCACCAGGAGCAUCAGGGGAACCGGGUCCUCCAGGUCCCCCCGGCCGGAGGGGACCUGUGGGACUGAUGGGACGUGAGGGACGUCAGGGUGAGAAAGGUGCCAAGGGACAACCUGGCACGGAGGGGCCACCUGGAAAGAUGGGACCUGUUGGGGCACAGGGACCACCGGGACAGCCGGGCUCCGAAGGACUGCGUGGGAUUCCCGGCCCUGCGGGUGAACAAGGUCUCCUGGGGGCUCCAGGCCAAGCGGGACCACCCGGUCCCAUGGGUCCUCUGGGUUUGCCCGGCCUCAAGGGAGACCCCGGCCACAAGGGAGAUAAGGGCCACGCUGGACUCAUUGGGCUCAUUGGACCUCCAGGAGAGAUGGGAGAGAAAGGAGACCAGGGUCUCCCAGGCAUCCAAGGCCCCCCAGGACCCAAAGGAGACCCUGGUCCGGCUGGUCCCAUGGGCCCCACUGGUCCUCCUGGUCCUCCCGGGCUCUCGGGACCCUUGGGCCAGAAGGGCUCCAAAGGUUCACCGGGCGCUCUGGGUCCUCGAGGUGACACAGGGCCCCCUGGUCCCCCAGGGCCACCGGGCCGCCCGGCUGAGCUGCUGGAGCCGCUGCCCUCCAGCCGGACCGGGAGACACCGCCGGGCACUGUCAGAAGCUUUGGGGGCACAGGGACCCCCCCGAGAUUACGAAGGCCUCGAAGAAGUGUACGCAUCGCUCAGCUCUCUGCGCACUGAGGUGGAGCAGCUGAGGCGGCCGCUGGGAACCCCGGAGAGCCCCGCGCGGGUCUGCAAAGAGCUGCAGCUUUGCCACCCGCACCUCCAGGACGGUGAGUACUGGAUUGAUCCCAACCAGGGAUGCUCCCGAGAUGCCUUCCGGGUCUUCUGCAACUUCACAGCCGGUGGGGAAACCUGUCUCUUCCCGGAGAAGAAGUUUGAGGCUGUCCGCCUGGCUGCUUGGAACAGGGAGAAACCCGGAACGUGGUACAGCACCUUCAAACGGGGCAAGAAGUUCUCCUACGUGGAUGUGGACGGGAACGCUGUGCCGGUGACCCAAGUGACCUUCCUGCGUCUCCUGAGCGCCAGCGCCCGACAGAACUUUACGCUCAACUGCCAGAACGCGGCUGCCUGGUACGAUUCGGGCAGCGGCACCUUCGCCCGUGCCCUACGCUUCCGUGGGGCCAACGAGGAGGAGUUGGGGCACAACCACACGGCUUCUCCUGUCCGUGCCCUCCACGAUGGCUGCCAGGAACGCCACGGCCAGGAGCGGACGGUGCUGGAGGUGACCUCCUCGCGCCUUGAGUGGCUGCCGCUGGUGGAUGUGGCCGUGGUUGACUUUGGAGACGCCAACCAGAAGUUUGGCUUUGAGCUGGGACCCAUCUGCUUCAAGGGCUGAAGCCGCGGCCCCAAAAAGGGACAGUUUGGGGUCGUGGGGUUUGUUUUUUGGGGGUGGGGUCUUUGCUCCCUUUGCCGUUCCCUACGCCAAGAAGAGCGCCCCAAAGCUGCUCUGCCAUCCUCAGGACUCGCGGCUGCCGCGGUGCCGUCGGCUCCUGCCCGCUUGGAGCUGCCAUGGUGCCAUCCCUUCCUCUUAUUUAUACCGCCAGUGGGGAAAAAUAGGGUACGGCCCCCCCAGAUUGGUGUAGAGAGGGGGGGUCGGAGCCAACCCCCACCCUAUGGUGCUACAACGCUCCCCAAGAACCCCUUUAGUGAAGCACUGGACGUGCCCUCGGCACGGCAAACACCGCGAGCCCCAUCCCAGUGUCCGCGGGGUCCGGAUCGUGCCAGGGUAGGGAGGUGUUAAAUCUCCUCUUUUGCCCACCCCCCUCAAACUUGGGGGGGCGAGGGGAGCCCCCCAGCACCUGGGCAGCAGAGGGGAUGCGGUGAGGUUGGGGCAAGGCUGUACGAUAAACCGACUGUAUCGAAGCCGUCCCCCACCCCAAAUCCUUGCUGGUUUCCAUGGAAAUGCGCAGCUUUGGUAAGUGGGGGCUGUGUCCGUGUGUCCCCCC